Messenger RNA from Actinia tenebrosa (Australian red waratah sea anemone), 1552 nucleotides. RefSeq names its product creatine kinase B-type. Gene Ontology annotation, biological process: phosphocreatine biosynthetic process. NCBI's taxonomy places the organism in Eukaryota, Metazoa, Cnidaria, Anthozoa, Actiniaria, Actiniidae. Gene Ontology annotation, cellular component: mitochondrion. Gene Ontology annotation, molecular function: creatine kinase activity. The record is from RefSeq and is a predicted model, not a curated record.
UCGAACGCCAAAAGAGCCAAAUGCUAAAUAAUCCUCGCGCGCUGAUUACAAUUAGUCAAACAAUCAAUCAAUUAUCGAUCGUCAUCAAAGGCUUAUCUCUUUGUUUCUCUUUACCGGCUCCACUUUCAUUAAUUAUCGCACAGAACUCGUAAACCAGGAUUAUUUUUUUAAAAAUGCUCAAAGUGCUGAGUAACAAACGCGUGUUAAUCGUAUCAGCAAUCGGUCUCGGGGUGAGUGCGUACGCCGCUGCUAAACUGUUUUCCGCCGGCUCAAGGUUUCGUAAUUAUGGCUCGCAUCGACAGUUUCAUCCUAUGGAUGAUUAUCCGGAUGUUAGGAAGCAUAAUAACUGUAUGGCAAACCAUCUUUCCCCGCGGUUGUACGCUAAAUUGAAGAAUAAGACUACUCCGAGUGGUUUCACUUUGGAUCAAGCUAUACAGACAGGUGUGGAUAACCCGGGCCAUCCGUUCAUCAGCACAGUAGGUCUAGUUGCUGGUGACGAAGAGACGUACGAAGUCUUCGCCGAUCUUUUCGAUCCUGUGAUCGAAGAACGCCACAACGGAUACAAGAAAACAGACAAACACGUGACUGACUUAGAUGCCAGUAAAAUACGSGGUGGUAAUUUUGAUGAGCGAUAUGUGUUGUCAUCUCGCUGUAGGACCGGAAGGUCGAUCAGGGGAUUCAGUCUUCCUCCACACUGUACACGCGCGGAGAGAAGAGAAGUGGAGAAGAUCGUCGUAGAAGCGCUUUCUGAACUCAAAGGUGACCUCUCUGGUACUUAUUACCCUUUGGCCAACAUGUCUAACGAAGAGCAAGAACAGCUUAUAAAAGAUCACUUCCUCUUCGACAAACCCGUCUCUCCUCUGCUGACGUGCGCGGGAAUGGCGCGGGACUGGCCCGACGCGCGCGGGAUUUGGCACAACAAGAACAAGAACUUUCUUGUCUGGAUUAACGAGGAAGACCACACGCGUUUGAUCUCUAUGCAAAAAGGCGGGAAUAUGAGAGCUGUGUUUGAACGCUUCUGUAACGGGAUCAAUGAAGUAGAAAAGUUGAUGGAGAAGAAAAAUCGACAGUACAUGUGGAACAAUCACCUUGGAUACAUCCUGACAUGCCCUAGUAACCUCGGCACAGGACUCAGGGCAGGAGUGCACGUCAAACUACCUCUACUGGGCAAACACAAGGAUUUUCCUAAUAUUCUCGAAACCCUUCGGCUUCAAAAACGAGGCACAGGUGGGGUAGACACAGCGGCUGAAGGAGGAAUCUUUGAUAUCUCUAACUCCGAUCGACUGGGGUACUCAGAGGUCCAGCUGGUUCAGAAAGUCAUUGAUGGAGUAAACCUACUGGUGGAAAUGGAGAUGAGACUGGAGCGAGGCCGCGCGAUCGAUGACCUCAUUCCCAAAUAAACACGACGAAUAACACGUAACGAACAAUAUCAGAAUCGGAAAUAUUGGAAUCGCUGAAGGUCUAUUUAUCAUCACUCGGUAAAUAAAACAGUGCGAGAGAAAGGAAUUUAUUUAUCAAAUGUACAUUAAUAAACUUAACGAGGAUUGACCGA